Molecule: messenger RNA, 1392 nt
Organism: Colletes gigas
Lineage: Eukaryota; Metazoa; Arthropoda; Insecta; Hymenoptera; Colletidae
Exons: 1
Coding region: 1-1392 (463 amino acids)
Source: RefSeq, a predicted model, not a curated record
AUGGCUUCUGAAAAGGCAAAUUACAGUACUGAAGCAGGGUCAGCUGAGAGCAACAAUCGCGAAUCACGGUAUAUUAGAAAACGAGCAGUAAUAAAAUCCAAACUAACAAUGUUCAUCAAAUUCAUUGAGUCGUGUGAGGAAUCUGGGACAUGUCGCGUUCACCAGUUAAAAUCGCGAAUGGCAAAAUUAGAACAGCAUCUCAUAGAAUUCGAAGGAAUUCAAGAAAAUUUAGUGUCUAUUGCUUCCGAAGAAAUGGUCGAAACGCGUAUUUCGGAAGGUAACGUUUUUGAGGAAUCGUAUUACGAUACAAUGGAUAGGGCGCAAGCGUUACUAAGUGAACACGAAACAAUGGAUCAGGUAACAACUCGGCCGAGUCCAGAACCUCAGGUACACGACAAUCCACUUACACAACCCAGCGUAACAGCUGUGGAAGGUCAAACGUCAAUAUUUAGCGAGUCAGUUAUAAAGAAUGUAACAAAAACACAAGCGGCUGAAACGCACGUUCAAUUACCGACGAUGCAUUUAGCAAAAUUUUCUGGGUCUUACGAAGCUUGGCCGGGCUUCGCAGAUACAUUCCGAUCAGCAGUACACGAUAACACACAAAUUCGCGACACCUUAAAACUUACAUAUUUACGAUCAUGUUUAGUAGGGCAAGCAGCUGAAAAAAUCGAAUCACUUGAAACGACAGCUGCCAACUAUUCAGUUGCUUGGAAUAUUCUACAAAAUUCGUAUGAUGACCCUUCGAUUAUAAUAAAUAAUAGAAUCAAGGCAAUGUUCCAGUUACCUCAAUGCACAAAAAACAAUCCAAGGUCCUUAGGGGAACUGGCAGACAAAGCUACAAGGCAUUAUCGCGCCCUUCAGGCAUUAAAUAAGCCAGUUUUAGAAGCAUUUCCCAUAUACGCGAUUACCUCAAAAUUAGACGAUGAAUCUCGACUUCGUUGGAGAGAGAAAACACAGAGAACCGUUCUGCCCACGAUGGAAGAAUUACUCGAAUUCUUACAUAGUAGACGCAAAAUCUUAGAAACAGGAGCACCGGAAAAAUCAGUACAUAUACCAAUCGCGUCCGGAGUCCGUUCAGAUUUUAAACCACGCGCCCCGGCCCAGAAAUCGAAUAACACGUCUUUUACCUAUACUGCGAUCCAAUCAUCGUGCCAGGUGUGCAAGGGAAAACAUUUUACUCAGUAUUGCUCAAAACUGGCCGACUGUAACAUCGAGCAGAGAAUAGAAAUCGUUAAAAACGCGAAGUUAUGCACAAAUUGUUUAGGACCACGUCACGUGGCUAAAGACUGCAACGCCGGCACGUGCAAACAAUGUACAGUGGUGCCUCGCAUAAAGAACGCCUCGCACAGCGAACGCUGCACACAGCGAACUUCCUAUUCGUUCAUUUCAUGA